Messenger RNA from Ailuropoda melanoleuca (giant panda), 1289 nucleotides. RefSeq names its product G protein subunit gamma 14 (gene GNG14). Gene Ontology annotation, molecular function: G-protein beta-subunit binding. Gene Ontology annotation, biological process: G protein-coupled receptor signaling pathway. Lineage: Eukaryota; Metazoa; Chordata; Mammalia; Carnivora; Ursidae. The transcript has 3 exons. Gene Ontology annotation, cellular component: heterotrimeric G-protein complex. The record is from RefSeq and is a predicted model, not a curated record. Bases 140 to 358 code for a protein of 72 amino acids.
AGGAGCAGCACCUGGGACAUGCCAACAGACAUGAAGUGACCAGACCGAGAACCUAAUUUGACGUUGAUCUGACGGCUCCUGAGAAAGGAUCAGACGCGGGGAUACCAGAAAGAGAGGAUCGAAGGAGUUGAAGAUUCAGAUGUCCAGCAAGAUGGCCAUCAGCAGCGACAUCGGGCAGGCCCGCCGGGCCGUGGAACAGCUGCGGAUGGAGGCAGGCAUCGACCGCGUGAAGGUGUCCAAGGCGGCUGCCGACCUGCUGCAGUUCUGUACGGAGCAGGCCAAGAGCGACCCCUUCCUUGUGGGCAUCCCAGCGGCCACCAACCCCUUCAAGGAGAAGAAGCCCUGCGCCAUCCUGUGACCGCCAUGGCCCCGACCCCCCAGGAGGCCUCAAUAAAAAUGAAGUGAAGGGUCCUCAGGACGUGGCUUGGCCAGGCUUCGGGGGGGCAGAGGGGACCUGCGCUGGGGCCACCUGCGCAAGUGGGGCGGCCCCCCGCCCCCGCCAACUCAUGGCCCCAGCAGCACACACAUCCCGCACCCCUGGAUGAACUAGCACAUGCCUCCGCCGCCCCUCUCUGCCCCCCGCACUGUGGGGUAGCAUCAGCGGAUCCCCUUGCCCACUGCACAGACACGCCCAGGGUCAGGGUCCCAGUCUACGGGCCAGCACGCAUCACACAUGCCUUCACAUCACACAAACGCGCACACGCACACGUGCCAUUAUAGAAACCCAUGCACAUCCUCACGAGCCGCCUUCUUCCUCAUACACACCCACGUCCACCAGCACACAGAUGUGCACAGACAGGGUUAUUGUGACAACACGCACAGCCAGACCCACGUCCCCAGCGACACGCAGACACGUGAUCGUGAGCACAGAAAGGCACUCGAGCAGGUAACUUGCACCUCGAUAUAAAAUAGCGUCAGCUGCUGUGGCUUCCAGAACCAUCUCACAGACUCGCACGCCCCGCGCGUCCCAGUCCCCAGCAAGCACAGGCAGGGCCCUCAGGGGCACCGGUACAUCAGGUUUAUUUCUCCUUCUCUCCCACGGGAAAGCAGGUAUCCAAACAUAACAAAAACAGGGCCCCCGGGAGGGGAGCAGUCCCCUGGGUGGGCCUGAACGAGCUCACCUUCCCUGGCGUGGGGCACCGCCCAUGGGGCACAGCGCACCAUGGCCCGACUCCUUGUGCCUCAGGACUUCAGGACAGGGCAGAGGCAGCACCAGCAUGGGGGGCGUCCCCCGAGAACAGAGGCCGUGGCCCAGCCAGUGGGCCGGCGGAUCCACCUCCACAUCCGAG